AUGUCAUCCAUCAUCCCAAUGACGAGAACAGUACACCAGCAGCAGAACAGCAGGCUCAUGCAACUACCUCAAGAGCUUCGAGACCAGAUCUAUGACUAUACCUUUUCUUCUACCUCUCCCUCCUUUGGAAGGGAUUUUCCCGGCCAACUUGUCCAUGCAUCUGGACCAUCUCGCUCCGCACUUGCUCUCUUACGCUCUUGUCAUCGAGUCCGAGAUGAGGUUGACGGUGACUGGCUCGGUCAGGUUACAUUCCAGUUCGGCGACCCAAAAGACAUGCUGGACAAGCUGACCGACUUACCUGCCGGCAUUCGCAGCCAGAUCCGUCACCUGCGUAUCUAUGGUGCAUCGCUGAAGCUCACUAUCGAGGACGACGAGUGCUACUUCCGUACCGCACAAGCACUCAAGCUUCUUCCAAAUCUGCAGCUGGACGUUCUGACAGUCAUCGGCGACAACUUGUCCAACUGCGCCUAUGAUACCUUGAACAUGCUGGUACGCUUUGGAGGCGGUUGGAAAGAGCUGCACUUCUUCAGCUUCGAUUCGAAGCUUCUUGGGUAUGCGGACAAGAUGAGAUACUUCGGCGCACAUGAUGACAUGAACAACCGCUACAUGCGCCUACCCCAGCCAGCCGACUGGCAAGAAACCAUGAACGAGCGUGAUGGAGAGGCAUCGAAGCCAUCUGUCACAGUCUAUCGUAGCAAGGACAGCUCCACACUUGGUUCGGUCUUCCAGCCCGACAAACGUGAAGUGAUGGUUCAAGCUUUCGGACCGGAUCAAGACGCCCAGACGUACGGCCGAGCUGAGGAUUCGGACCUCAUGCGGCCUGGCGAAGUCGAGAAGGAGAUUCUGGUUGUGGUGAAGCGGGGCAAAGGUGUCGACUAUGCGGAGAAGGAUGUGCCCACAUAUGUUGGCGUCGACGAUAUUCGAUGGUCUUUCGACAUGCGCACGUGGAAGGAGAUCAAGGCCUAUCAGGAAGAGCUCUUCGAUGAUUCGGACGAUGAAGGAAGUGUUGAAUAA
Zasmidium cellare ATCC 36951 is the source of this 1014-nucleotide messenger RNA. RefSeq lists its product as uncharacterized. Bases 1 to 1014 code for a protein of 337 amino acids. The transcript has a single exon. NCBI's taxonomy places the organism in Eukaryota, Fungi, Ascomycota, Dothideomycetes, Mycosphaerellales, Mycosphaerellaceae. The record is from RefSeq and is a predicted model, not a curated record.